This is a messenger RNA of Drosophila melanogaster (fruit fly), 1561 nucleotides long. It is a transcript of the gene Cyp313a5, whose product is annotated as cytochrome P450 313a5. Gene Ontology annotation, cellular component: endoplasmic reticulum membrane. The record is from RefSeq and is marked reviewed. The transcript has 7 exons. The coding region runs from base 38 to 1501 and encodes 487 amino acids. Gene Ontology annotation, molecular function: monooxygenase activity; oxidoreductase activity, acting on paired donors, with incorporation or reduction of molecular oxygen; iron ion binding. Lineage: Eukaryota; Metazoa; Arthropoda; Insecta; Diptera; Drosophilidae.
AUUCAUUCAAGACCGUUCACCCAAAUCGCAGAUUGAAAUGCUUACGCUGCAAAUUUUUGAGGCAUUUGCAAUCAUUUUAUGUGUAUACUUUCUAUGGAGUCGAAGAAGAUUUUAUAUUAUGAUGCUAAAGUUACCAGGACCAAUGGGCUUUCCGUUUAUCGGACUUGCCUUUGAGUACAUUCGCCUAAAACGUAAGAUACGCCUGCGUACCAUUUUAUUUAAAAUAUAUGGAAAAACGGUAUUGACUUGGAUUGGCUUAACUCCCGUCCUGGUGACCUGUGAACCUAAGAUCCUUGAGGACAUUUUCACGUCUCCCAAUUGCAGCAACAGGAGUUCUGUGGUGGACAAGGCCAUUUCAUCAUGUUUAGGACUGGGCCUUCUGACCCUAAAGAAUAAUCAUUGGAAUGAACGACGAAAACUUUUGUUACCAUCGUUUAAGAAUAAUGCUGUUCUAAGUUUUGUGCCAGUUUUAAACAAUGAAGCCAAUUUCCUGGUGACCUUACUCGCGGAAUUUGUCGAUGGGGGAGAUAUAAACUUACUUCCAGAACUCAAUAAAUGGUCAUUCAAAAUAGCCGCUCAAAUUACUAUGGGUGAUGAAGUGAGAAAUCAAGCGAACUACCAGAACGGAAAUCUUUUGGAAAGCUACAAGGCCCUUAACAACCUAAUACCCAUUGGUGUUGUAAUGCCUUGGCUCAGGAACAAGUAUCUUGGAAAGCUAUUUAGCUAUGAAAAACGACGACUAGAGGCCGCAACGCAGUCAAAUGCAUUCAUCAAAGACAUAAUAGACAAAAAGCUGAGUAGCACAGAUAAUAGCUCAGAACCGGCACUAAUUGACCGCAUUCUCAAUCUUGUGAGAAUCGGAGAACUUUCUUAUGACGACGUAAUGGGGGAAUUUUCUAAUAUCAUAUUUGCCGCAUCCGAUACUUUAUCUAUAACAGUCAACAAUGUGCUUAUCCUGAUGGCAAUGUUUCCUAAAUACCAGGAUAAUGUAUUUGAGGAGCUAGCAGAGGUGUUUCCUUCAGGAGGAGAAUUCGAAGCCAGUCAUGCGGAUCUGGAGAAAUUAGUGAAGCUGGAUCGAGUUUUGCAUGAGACUAUGCGUUUAAUACCGGCCGUUCCAUUACUGAUAAGGCAAACUUCCCAUUCUAUUCAACUAUCAAACGGAUUUUAUAUUCCAGAAGGCGUAACCUUAAUGAUAGACAUUUUUCACACUCAUCGUAAUAAGGAUAUCUGGGGACCACAGGCUAAUGCAUUUAAUCCCGAUAACUUUCUGCCUGAAAAUAAGCGAGCAAGGCCACCUUAUUCCUAUUUACCUUUUUCGAAGGGGAAGAAAACAUGCUUAGGUUGGAAACUCUCGCUGAUAUCUGCAAAGCUAGCUCUAGCUAAAAUAUUACGAAAUUAUAUGCUGAGUACCACCUUUUUGUACAAGGACCUUAGGUUUAUAGACAAUACCACUAUGAAGCUGGCUGAGCAACCAUUACUAGCAGUGAAACGUAGAAUAUAAUCAUUAAAGAAUAUUUCCAUACUGUUAGAAUGCAUGAAAUAAAAACCUCAAAGUAACCUU